Molecule: messenger RNA, 1508 nt
Organism: Aspergillus udagawae
Lineage: Eukaryota; Fungi; Ascomycota; Eurotiomycetes; Eurotiales; Aspergillaceae
Product: MFS transporter
Exons: 2
Biological process (GO): transmembrane transport
Molecular function (GO): transmembrane transporter activity
Source: RefSeq, a predicted model, not a curated record
AUGCUAGUGGGAGUGCUGAAGAAGGACGACACUCCUCAGAUCCCGAAUUCGUUGACGAUGUCGUCUCAAAGGUCUACUCCUCUGACGACAUCGGCGCAAUAGAUGCACAUUGCUGGAAUGCGGCAUCCAAAUGGAUAUCCACUGUGAUCAUUUCGUCCAUUGCGGCGUUGGUUUCCUUUGCAGGAGCUAUUGAUUCCGAGGCAUCCUCAAAUAUCUCAUCCGAGUUCGGAAUCAGCGAAGAGGCAGAGACAUUGGCAACUGCCAUGUUUCUCUUCGGGUUUGCUUUUGGAGCCCUUGUGACCGGUCCCGUAUCCGAGACUUUUGGCCGCAACGCGGUCUACGUGACGUCCCUGGUUAUUUUCAUCAUCUGCGCCGUGAUCACAGGUUGCUCCCACAGCCUUGCCCUACAAAGCAUUUUCCGCUUCUUCGUCGGAUUCUCUGGCUCCAGUCCAUUGGUGUGCGCUGGGGGUUCACUGUCCGACCUAUGGACCACGACCCAGCAGGUCUAUGUUUUCCCCGUAUUCUCUAUUAUAUCGUUCGUGGGCUCCGCUACGGGACCAUUGGUUGGAGGAUACAUUGCCGAAAGCGGAAUAUCCUGGAGAUGGGUUGACUGGGUGACUGCUCUCGUCGCAGGGUUCUUCCUCGCGACGGUCGUCUUAUUCUUGCCGGAGACAUUCCGACCAGUUCUCGUACAGCUCAAAGCGAGGGAGAUACAGCGUGCCACCGGAACCGACAAGCACAAAGCGUCGACUGAGAAGGAACGCAAAACCUCGCUGGCUAUGCAGAUCCUCUUCGGCAUCUGGCGACCCUUCUACCUCACCGUCUACGAGCCCAUCGUCGUCGUUUGCGCGCUCUACCUGUCCAUCAUCUAUGUCAUCCUCUUUACGUGGCUAAACGGCUUCAAUUAUAUAUUCGCAGACACGUACUCCUUCACAAAGGGACAGGUGGGACUCUGCUUCCUCGCCAUGUUCGUCGGCAACUGCUGCACCAUACCCUUGAUCCCGCUCAUCUACAAACUCUACACAAAAGCCCUCCACAAGGCUCAACAACGCCACGAGUCUUCCAAGGACGAAGCCGACUCCAAUCCCCGAUCCACCAAACCCCCACCAGAAAUUCAUCUCUACUAUGCCAUGUUCGGCGCCCCCACUAUUCCCCUAUCUCUCUUCUGGAUGGCGUACACCGCGACCCCGCAUAUCUCGCCCUGGGUACCCAUUGUCGGAUCCCUCCCAUUCGGCUUCGGCUUCACCACCGUGUUUGUCUCCUGCUAUCAGUACCUUACAGACUGCUAUGGUAUCUGGUCCGCUUCCGCGCUGUCGAGUGUGAAUUUCGUGCGGUGUCUGUCCGCCGGCGGGAUGAUGCUGGCUUCGAUGCCGCUGUAUGAGAAUCUGGGGGUGAAGUGGUCGUUGACCUUGCUGGGGGCUGCGUCUGCGGUGCUGGUGCCGGUGCCGUUCGCGUUUUGUAAAUGGGGGGAUCUGAUUCGGAGGAAGAGUAAGAAUGCGUUGGCUUAG